Messenger RNA from Cladophialophora immunda, 2359 nucleotides. RefSeq lists its product as uncharacterized. The record is from RefSeq and is a predicted model, not a curated record. Bases 202 to 1773 code for a protein of 523 amino acids. Gene Ontology annotation, biological process: ribosomal large subunit biogenesis. Gene Ontology annotation, cellular component: preribosome, large subunit precursor. The transcript is spliced from 2 exons. NCBI's taxonomy places the organism in Eukaryota, Fungi, Ascomycota, Eurotiomycetes, Chaetothyriales, Herpotrichiellaceae. Gene Ontology annotation, molecular function: nucleic acid binding; zinc ion binding.
CCUGGUUGUCUGUGAUGCACCGGACCACGCCCGCCACUGGCCGAGCGAGCGAGCAUUUCGCACCCUGCAUCCUUUAAAGCUGCAACCAUCCCACUCACUCACCACUCGAACAAGUUCAGGGUCCCCGACGCACAAACCCACCACCUCUGCCUUCUCCCCUUUCCUCUCGUUCCUACCUCCUCCUCCUCUUCCAGUGCCACCAUGGCGACCGUGGCUCCUGCCGAUAUCUCGCAGACCCAUCCCUACACCUGCAACUCGUGUGCGGUCGCCUUCCGCAACAGUGAUGCCCAACGCACCCACAUGCGGAGUGACUGGCACAGAUACAACUUGAAGCGCAGACUGGCCGAGUUACCGGCUGUCUCCUCUGAAGACUACAACGAGAAAGUCCUGGCUGCUCAGGCGACCAACAAUGCAGCCGCCGCACAGGCGGCCUAUGCAAAAUUGUGUGCCACCUGCCAGAAGACAUACUACAGUGAGAAUGCAUACCAGAACCACCUUGCAAGCAAAGCACACAAGACAAGAGAAGUGGCCCCAAGCCGAGGGUCGACACGAGACGCAAACUCUGUAACUGGGUCCGAGGUGCGGCGGUCAUUAUCCGCAGUGGGUUCGACAGCAGACUCGGAACCUCGAGAUCCAGUGGCGGAAGCCGAAUUCGAGCAAGUGGUUGCAGGAAUAAAAGAGACGUCGAUCCGAGAUAUGCCUGAGAUCACACGGAGACCCUCGAACCCCCCUCCAGAUGUAGAGCCGCGGGAAGACCAUCCCAUGUCGCCAGAGAAGGCCGAAGUCUCGUCCAUGCCCAUUUCGAGGUGUCUAUUUUGCAACUACGACUCGCCCAAUUUGAAACUCAGCGUCAUGCACAUGACCAAGAUCCACGGUCUAUUUAUUCCGGAACAGAAUUUUCUUGUGGACCUGGAAGGUCUGAUCCGAUAUAUGCAGGCCAAGGUCCACCAAAAUUUCGAGUGUCUGUUCUGCCACAAACUUAGAGGGAAUGCAGAAGGUGUGCAGACACACAUGAGAGACAAGGGUCAUUGCAAGAUCGCCUUCGAGACAGAGGAAGAGAUGAUCGAGGUCGGCCAGUUCUACGACUUCUCCAGCACAUAUUCGGACGAUGGCGAAGAGGAGUCUGGGGGGGAGAUGGGGGGAGUGAAGGCAGAACAGAACAGCGGAGUCAAAUUGGAGGGCACAGCAGAAGCCGGUGCAGAAGAUGGCUGGGAGACUGAUUCUUCCUUCUCCUCGCUCGACACCAACGAACUCGCCUCUGUCCCGAACGACGAUCGAACACUAUCAUAUCAACGACUUCCCUUGCACAGACAUCAUUCCAACACCGAUCCAAGACCACACCGGAACGCAGACGGCUGGCACUCACACGCCCAUAACCACACCAAUGCCGUGUUCUAUGACGAACAUGAAAUGCAUCUCCCCAGCGGCAGGGUGGCUGGUCACCGAAGCUUGAGGAAAUAUUACCGACAAAAUCUGCACAAUUACCCUACGGCAGCCGAGCGAAUGGAACGUGCCCAGAGACUGAUCGAAGAGGGAAGCUCAGAAGACGCAGAGAUGGACGACGUCGAUCUACCGGCGACCCCUCCUCGAAAUAGUCUCAUGAGACGCGGCGAGGCUGGUAUGCUUGGCGCCACGAGCCAGCAGAGACGAGACGUUCGCUCGGAAGAGAUCAGAGCCAGACAAAGAGAGCGGCGGGCGCAGAAUCGGUACCAAGCCAAGCUGGAGAAGCAGGCCAACAGUCAAAAACACUACAGGGAUCCACUAUUGCAGUGAUCGAUGAAUCAUAUCUCCUCCAUGCCGACCGAUCCGAGUGCCACCAAAGAUUCCAUACCAUACCCUACCAGCACCUCUUCUGACGAGCUGUAAAUAGCAUUCCUUAUUUCGCAUAAAAUGCAUAUCGGGGGUUAUAAAAAGCCUAUUCGGGAAACAACGAAAAUGACACGACGCGACGACGCUUGACGGCCUAAAAUCCGGGGGUUGCUGCAUCCGUGGAUUCAGUCGUAGGAUUUCGAGAUAUUCUCCACAAUCGGAGGACGAGCCUGGCGCUGCCUCGGAUCCUACCUGGUAGUCUAUUAUCCAUGGCGGAGGAAAGGAUGGCAGUCGUUGCUACGGAGCAGCGAUAUCAUUAUGCAUAAAUUUGGCCUUUCAUUGGCACCUCGGCCGCUUGACCUUGUAAACUGCCUCACAAUACGAUGGUCUGGUCGCACCGGCGUUCUGAGAACCAACCUCGUUGGUACCAUAUGUUUGUUGCUCAUCUAGAUGAUUUAUUCUAAUCUGUCGAGGAAGACAAGGCUCGAGUAGCAAAAAGGGGCAAUAUUUGAGACGCCUGCAGAAAGUAUACGGUGAAUCAAUGAGCCCG